CUCCUGUGCAGACUAAGUCAUCUCCAUGUUCACAUUAGUGAUUUGUUUUAUAAUACUAAAUGUAAGUAGAGGUUGGAGAACUGUAUCCAGUGGGUACUUACUAUAUUUAUGGUAGGAAGAGGCAAAAACUUAAAACUAUAUGAAACAAACAGAAGACAAAGUCAUUUGUCUAAUAAAUCUAAUUUUAUCCAAAGAUUUUUCAACUCAAACUAGGACUUGCAGAAAAAAACCCAACCCCAAACAACACUUUUUAAAUAAGUAUCUAUUCAAAAAAAAAAAAAAAAUUAGGGCACUUCAAGAAAUUAAGGGAAAAGGUUUUCUUUGCUGCAUGCUAUCUACAGUGCAUGGCCUUUGCAAUGAGGAAAUCCAGUAUAGCAAGCAACUUUUCUGAUGAGAGCCGAAGAAACAGUAAGCUAAUUGUUUCAUUUGCAAACUAUUAAACAGAUAACUCUAUUUAAACACUAUGAUUCUCUACUGUACUUCUCUGAUAUAAUACUUUCCUUGCAGCAUGGCCAUGUCCUUUCCAUAUACGUUGUGACAUCUCUGAUAAAAUGGAGUUAAGAGUGAUGAGAAAACCAGAAACAUCUGGGAAAUGAAAGCAGAAAAGUACCUGCUGAGGAGUUAGCCUCUCAAUGUCCUGACCGAAUGAAGUCCUGAGAAUGGGACAAUCCUGAGCAGUUGUGUGCGACCUCAGCAGUCACCAAGGUGUCACUCAAAAGCUCAGAUGAGGCUGUAGCAUCAUGCCUGGAAAUGGGAACAUUUCCGCCAGGGUGAUGAUGGAUCAUCAGAUUCACUCUAUCACAUAGAAAUCUUAAUCUUGAACAACUGAAGCUCAGGUAUCAUGCAAGACCCCAUCUAUUCAUCCAAGGAUGGCCGCCUGUAUAGAAGCUGUCAGCAAAGGUCCCUGUGGGCUGCUGAAACCUGGAUUGUGCAUUUUUCUUUGAGGAUAUGAUGAUGGGCAAAAAGUGUCUCAUCAAGUCUUCAGUGGCUUCCAAGUGAUGACCAAAAGACCAUCUCUUCGACACCCACCAACAAAAGAUGUGCACUGCAGUCACUGAGAGUUUAUGUAACAUCUUCCAUGCUUCCAGGGACAGCCGGGGCACUGCUGCUCAUGUCUUCCCAGGGUACCACACAGGCUUUAAAGGUUUUCUAGAUGCAGCAACUGAGACAAAGAGAAGGUAGAUGAUCAUCUGGCAGACAAACACUAGACUGCAGCUCCCCUGAUUAUUUGGCUGCUCCCAUCUGCUGGCUGACAUUCCCUCCUUUACUGCAGGAAACAUGUUUGGAAACAAUAACAACUACAUGAACAUGGCAGAAGCAAAUAAUGCAUUUCUUGCUGCAAAUGAGCAGACGUUCCAUACGCCAAGCCUUGGGGAUGAGGAGUUCGAAAUCCCACCCAUUACCCCCCCGCCUGAGUCAGACUCCACACUGGGGAUGGCAGAUAUACUGAUGCCCUUUCAGAGCCUUGGUGACCAGCUGCCUGCACAGGGAAAUGAAUUUACACCACAGUUUCCUCCCCAGAGCUUGGAUCUUCCCUCUAUUACAAUAUCCCGCAAUCUUGUGGAACAAGACGGCAUCAUCCACAGCAAUGGAUUGCAUAUGGAUCAGAGUCACACACAAGUUUCCCAGUAUCGCCAGGAUCACUCUCUGAUUAUGAGAUCUAUUGUCCACAUGACUGAUGCUACUCAUUCGGGAAUUAUGCCUCCUUCUCAGCUAACCACCAUUAACCAGUCUCAGCUAAGUGCACAGCUGGGGCUAAAUUUAGGAGGCACUAAUUUGCCACACACUUCUCCCUCCCCACCUGCCAGUAAAUCAGCCACUCCUUCCCCAUCCAGCUCUAUAAAUGAAGAAGAUGCAGAUGAAUCAAAUAGAGCUACUGGAGAAAAAAGAGCUGCCCCAGAUUCUGGCAAGAAGCCCAAGACUCCAAAGAAGAAGAAAAAGAAAGAUCCCAAUGAGCCACAAAAGCCAGUGUCAGCAUAUGCCCUUUUCUUCAGGGAUACACAAGCUGCAAUUAAAGGGCAGAACCCGAAUGCUACAUUUGGAGAGGUCUCAAAAAUAGUGGCAUCUAUGUGGGACAGUUUAGGAGAAGAACAAAAACAGGUAUAUAAAAGAAAAACUGAAGCUGCCAAAAAAGAAUACCUAAAGGCACUUGCAGCCUAUAGAGCAAGCCUUGUUUCUAAGGCUGCUGCUGAAUCUGCUGAGGCCCAGACAAUUCGUUCUGUUCAGCAAACGUUGGCAUCCACAAAUCUGUCUUCCUCCCUUAUUCUGAAUACUUCUCUUUCUCAACAUGCAGCAGUGUCAGCCUCUCCUCAAACUCUUCAACAGCCCCUUCCAAGAGCAAUUGCUCCAAAACCUUUAACCAUGAGACUGCCGAUGAAUCAGAUUGUAGCUUCUGUUACCAUUGCACCAAACAUGCCAACAAACAUUUCUACCCCGUUGAUAAGCUCUAUGGGAACAAAUAUGGUGGCAACACCGUCUCCGUCUCAAGUCAGUCCCUCAAUGCAAAGCCAGCAGCACCAGAUACAGCAGCUGCAGCAGCAACAGAUGCAGCAAAUGCAACAGCAGCAACUACAUCAGCAUCAAAUGCAUCAGCAAAUUCAACAGCAAAUGCAACAACAGCAUUUUCAGCAUCACAUGCAACAACAUCUGCAGCAGCAGCAGCAUCUUCAGCAGCAUAUUAAUCAACAGCAAAUGCAACAGCAACUGCAGCACAUGCAGCUUCAGCAAAUGCAGCAGCAGCAAAUGCAGCAUAUACAACACCAGUCACAGCCUUCUCCUCAGCAGCACUCUCCAGUAGCCUCUCAGAUCACUUCUCCCAUCCCUGCCAUUGGGAGCCCUCAGCCAGCACCUCAGCAGCACCAGUCACAAAUACAGUCUCAGACACAGACUCAAGUAUUAUCACAGGUCAGUAUUUUCUGAAGAGAAAUGGUCCUGUAACAUGGCUUUUUAUUGAUAAAGGGGAUAAGGAUAAACCAUAUUUGGCUGAAAACUGUAAAUUGUUGAUGGUAGUUAUGCAGAGAUGCAUAACAGAUCAAAUGAUUCUCUAAAGUGUCUAUUAGAUAGGCAAUAAAGAACUACAAUGUAGCUGUGUAUCAUCUUUUAGCUGAUUAUAAAUCAUUUUGUUUAAAAAAAAAAAAGCUGUGCUCUUUUUCAUGUGAUGCCUUUUUAAUUUAUUUAAGCUUUACCUACAAUAUGUGAAUCAAAUGGCCUAAUAAAUACCUGGACCUUAUGACUGCAAAAUGGCCUUUCAGAGUUAUAACGCUUCUUUCUCUAAAAGUGAGUAAUGCACUUCAAGGCAGUAUGAACUCAUUAAGUCCUUAAAGCACAGUUGUAACUACCUGUAAAAUGAUGACUGGAUUUCAUACAAUCAUACUUGUAUGACAUGAGUUAGUUGAUGGCAUUUUUGUCAUGGAAAAAAAGAGUAAAUCACAGAUUUUUGCCAAAGCUCUUAAGUUUUUUCUCUUCUACAUGUCUUCAGAAUGCAAGUAACUGAACUUAAACAUUUGAGACAACCUUUCACUUCCUUUCUCCAAAUAAACCUAUCAUAGUUUGUAAAAAAAUAUAUAUUGACGUUUACACUCUUACGUUAAUUCCAGUUGCAGAACAAAUGUGAAUAUUAUAUUCUGUGUUGAAGUGAUGAGUUUCAGAUUGAAUACACUGUAUUUUUAAAAGGGAAAUGCACUUAAAUAAAACUGUUAUUACAGAAAGCUAAGAUGAAAGCAAGAGUUUUUAAUAUGCUGUAAAACCAGUAGAAUAUUUAAAUGAAACUCCACAACUGAAUGAUCAAUGUAAAUAUUUUCUUUAAAAGUUGUAAGUUUUCAUAUCAUGUGUUGUAAAGUUUUCAUAAAUGAGGCUUUAAUGUAAACACUGGUAACAUGAAUUAUUAAUUGCUACAUUGUUUAUUGUGUUUUUAUGCUGUUUUAUACUUUUUUAUGAGUUAUGAUAGCAGCAAUUAAGUUGUUUGUAUUUUGCUUAUCUAAAAUAAAUGCUUUUAUCUUGCUAUAGAAUAAACACAUUUCAGUAAAA
Strigops habroptila (Kakapo) is the source of this 4026-nucleotide messenger RNA. RefSeq names its product TOX high mobility group box family member 3 (gene TOX3). Gene Ontology annotation, biological process: regulation of transcription by RNA polymerase II. The transcript has 11 exons. The record is from RefSeq and is a predicted model, not a curated record. Gene Ontology annotation, molecular function: chromatin DNA binding. Bases 1279 to 2919 code for a protein of 546 amino acids. Lineage: Eukaryota; Metazoa; Chordata; Aves; Psittaciformes; Psittacidae. Gene Ontology annotation, cellular component: nucleus.